UCUGCAGCAUCCCGGCUGAAGCCCCAGCACCCAGGGGGACAGACGCAGGAGCAAGACAAGCAUCAUCACGCUCAUCAUCGUCCUCCUUAUUCCAUCACAGCGUGGAAGCCGUGAGGAGGAGGAGCCAGCCGAGUGAGAAACCGAUGCUCCCAGCAGGUGCCAACAAGUGAGAGGAAGCUGAAAGCCCGAGAAGGUGGGAAUGGAGAAGAGCCUGUGAGCGGAGAAGAGACACCCUGAGAGAAAACAAACAUCAGCGUUCAGAUUUCUGAUUUUUCCGGUCCCUUCUCGUUACUCCUGCUCCUCCCGCUGCCAUGCUGCGCCCCGUGCUGCUGUGCGCCGCUCUGCUCCUCCUGACUCCCCUUGAGAUGACGGAGGCUCGUUCUCUGCAUCCUGGUCCUGAUGCUGCGCAGUUUCUGGAGCGCUACGAUGACCUCCUGACUCUGGACGACCUGGAGAACCUGUUGAACAGCCAGCUGGAGGAUCGGUCCUCCUCCUCUGCCUCCGCCUCUGCUGUCAAAGCCGCCGAGUUCCCCAAGUGGGCCGACGUCCAGACGCAGGCCGAGACCCCCUGGCUCCGGCUGCUGAAGGGGGCCCUGGCCACUCAGAGGCAAGCGGAGCCGGAAAGGUCCCGGAGGGGAUGGAACAGAGGAUGCUUUGGUUUGAAACUGGACCGGAUCGGGUCCAUGAGCGGACUCGGCUGUUAGUGGAGAGAGAAGG
Messenger RNA from Fundulus heteroclitus (mummichog), 717 nucleotides. It is a transcript of the gene nppcl, whose product is annotated as ANP domain-containing protein. The transcript is spliced from 3 exons. The record is from RefSeq and is a predicted model, not a curated record. Lineage: Eukaryota; Metazoa; Chordata; Actinopteri; Cyprinodontiformes; Fundulidae. Gene Ontology annotation, biological process: cGMP biosynthetic process; receptor guanylyl cyclase signaling pathway. Gene Ontology annotation, molecular function: hormone receptor binding; hormone activity. Gene Ontology annotation, cellular component: extracellular region. The coding region runs from base 312 to 704 and encodes 130 amino acids.